Messenger RNA from Amphibalanus amphitrite, 1669 nucleotides. RefSeq names its product lectin BRA-3-like. Bases 101 to 565 code for a protein of 154 amino acids. The transcript is spliced from 2 exons. Gene Ontology annotation, molecular function: signaling receptor activity. NCBI's taxonomy places the organism in Eukaryota, Metazoa, Arthropoda, Thecostraca, Balanomorpha, Balanidae. The record is from RefSeq and is a predicted model, not a curated record.
AGUUUCAGAUAGACGUGUGACAAAACACGCCACACAGGCAACGACAAGUGAGCGGGCGACGCCGGUACAUUCUUCACGCCGCUUAGAAGCUCCCGUCACGAUGUCUCCGCUACCGUCGCUGCUGCUGACCGUGCUGAUGUCAGCGGGAGCCGUUCGCGCCGGCUGUCCGACCAAUGUCGACUGGGUCGAGUUCGAGGACUUCUGCUACUGGCGCUCCACGUAUCCUUCCACGUGGGCGGGGGCAGUCGCCGCAUGCCAGACCUUGGGCGAAAGCUCGCAGCUCGCCUCGAUUCACUCACUGGUCGAGAACUCGUUCAUCAUGCAGACCUACAACUAUGCCGAGACGUGGAUAGGCCUCAACGACAUCGACACCGAAGGCCAGUUCGUCUGGUCCGACGGCACAGACGUGGACUUCACAAACUGGCGGCCGGGGCAGCCGGAUAACCACGACAACGAGGACUGCGUGGAAGUGCCUGAUAUGAGGGACCCUACAGCCGAAAGGUGGAACGACGGCAAUUGCGACCUCGACUUCCACUUUAUCUGUAAGAUGCCAGCCUCCAGCUAAAUGUGCAUCAAUGCUGACGAAUGACGAUAAAUAUGACUGGUUAUGAAUGAAUACGCGCGAAAAGUCACACGUCGGUGCAGAGUAGUCGUUUUUUUUGUUGAUAACGUCACUGGUUUUAUUGCUUCAGUUAUAAAUACAAAAUUGGUCCCCUCGCUUUCGACGCCCAUGACUCGUGAGUCCAUUACAAAAGCCCCUGUGGUCACCAAUGUUUCCAUUUACAGCCCUAAAUACAAUACCAGCCAUUUCCAGUGUCUGUCGGCGCUGCGGCGUUCAUGGCGCGGCGGUGACAGUGCCGAAUCACUGUCGCUCUGUUUCUGUAAGCACCCGCCCGGGGGGCAGUGUCGGGAGCGUGAGAGCCGACCGUGCAGCGCGCAGCGGGACCGCCCGCCGCGCCGCCGCCGCCGCCGCGCCGUUCAUUCAGUCGCCGCGUCGCCGACACGAUGAAUGGCGCGCCGGUGCGCCGCCACUCGCCACCUCUGCGCCACCGUGGCCGCCGGCACGGCACAGUGAUUGUGCACGAUGUGAGCGUGUGUUGUGCACACCGCCUUCAGUAGAGUAGAACAUAUAUGUGCAUUGUGCAUCUUUCAAGCUUGUUUGGGUGUGACAACUACUACUCGUACAAAAUCGAUGCAAAAAAAAAAAAAAACACGGCAUGAUUUGACCACCCAGCUACAGAGAUGAGCCCUAAAAUACAUUUUUGAAAUUAUUUUAGCAUUCCAAAUGGCUACAACCAUGAUAAGCCCUGCUGAAUUCAUGAGUUUGACAGCAUUAAUCAGAAAUAACAAAAUAUCAAUUGUGUUGUUGGUCUGGCCUGAUCAAUGCUCUGCCGCACUGGUCUGCUGGUGAACGGUGACCGUCGGGCAUUCGAGCGAUAAACAGGUGACAGGUUAUUCCUAGAGGGGUUGGUGUGCAGUUUGUUGUGACGGAGCGCAGUGUAUAUGCAUGUAUGUAUGUAAUACAUUGGCCUAAAAUUAAAAAUCCAUACACCGGGACUGAGUGGCCUUUCGGGAUUUGCGUCGCUACAGCAUGGUACAGCAUAGAACGAGGCAUUAAACACUGUAAAAGUGAUACAAAGAUAAGGGUCAUAAAUACAUAUAAAUGCUG